UGGUCGUUUUGUGUCAGUCUGCGGCUCCACUGUAGGACGGUGGUGGGGGGCCCGGUGUUGUUGUUGCGUGUGUCCGGCAGGGGGCAGUGUUGUCGCAGUAAUGAGUGGAUCCUGCUGCUCCGACAGUAGAAGAAGAAGCUGGCUGCUGUAAACAAAGCUGAGCCUGACAAAGCGCUUAAUGUGGAGAAGAUAUGAUCACAACGAUCUCUACACAACACUAAACCCAGACUGCGGAGCGCGGCCCCGGGGCCAUGAGCCGAGCUGCUGUGUGACUGGACGAUAAUGGCUGCGGAGCUGUUUCCCACCAAGAAGCUGGUCCCGUCCGCCUCAACGAGCAGCACCACGUCCAUCCAGCAGUACCAGCAGCAGAACCUGACCAACAACAACAGCAGCAGCGGCGGCGGGGGCUGCUGCAACUGGCAGGGCCUGUACCCGACCAUCCGAGAGAGGAAUUCAGUCAUGUUCAACAAUGAGAUGAUGGCAGAUGUUCACUUCGUGGUCGGGCCACCCGGCGGGACGCAGCGGGUACCGGGGCAUAAGUAUGUCCUGGCUGUCGGCAGCUCCGUGUUCCACGCCAUGUUCUACGGAGAACUGGCCGAGGACCAGGACGAGAUCCGGAUCCCUGACGUGGAACCUCCUUCGUUCCUGGCCAUGCUGAAGUAUAUCUACUGUGAUGAGAUCGACUUGUGUGCCGACACCGUGCUCGCCACCCUCUACGCUGCCAAAAAGUACAUUGUGCCUCACCUGGCCCGGGCCUGUGUCAACUUCCUGGAGACCAGUCUGAGCGCUAAGAACGCCUGCGUGCUGCUGUCUCAGAGCUGCCUGUUCGAGGAGCCCGACUUGACACAGCGCUGCUGGGAGGUGAUUGACGCUCAGGCCGAGCUUGCUUUGCGCUCUGAGGGCUUCUGCGACAUCGACAACCAGACGCUGGAGAGCAUUCUGCGGCGGGAGACACUCAACGCCAAAGAGAUGGUGGUGUUUGAGGCGGCGUUGAACUGGGCCGAGGCCGAGUGCCAGCGACAGGACCUGCUGCCGACCAUUGAGAACAAGCGGCUGGUGCUGGGGAAAGCCAUCUACCUGAUCCGCAUCCCCACCAUGGCGCUGGAAGACUUCGCCAAUGGAGCGGCGCAGUCUGGUGUGCUCACGCUUAAUGAGACCAACGACAUCUUCCUGUGGUACACCGCUGCCAAGAAGCCCGAACUCUUGUUCUGCACCAAACCCCGUAAAGGCCUGGCACCACAGCGCUGCCACCGCUUCCAGUCCUGUGCUUACAGGAGCAACCAGUGGCGGUAUCGAGGCCGCUGUGACAGCAUCCAGUUCGCCGUGGACAAGCGUGUCUUCAUCGCCGGCUUCGGCCUGUACGGCUCCAGCUGCGGGUCGGCCGAGUACAGCGCCAAGAUUGAGCUGAAGCGUCAGGGCGUGCCAAUGGCCCAGAGGAUCAUCAAGUACUUCUCAGACGGCUCCAGCAGCACCUUUCCUGUCUGGUUCGAGUACCCGGUGCAGAUCGAGCCCGACACCUUCUACACCGCCAGCGUGGUGCUGGACGGCAAUGAGCUCAGCUACUUCGGCCAGGAGGGCAUGACCGAGGUGCAGUGUGGGAAAGUGACCUUCCAGUUCCAGUGUUCCUCGGACAGCACCAAUGGCACUGGGGUGCAGGGAGGCCAGAUUCCAGAACUCAUCUUCUACGCCUGAGCCGGAGCCUGGAGCAUGCCACAGAGAUUUCUGCUUCACUGCCAUCUAGACUUUUAUUUUGAAAGUGUGAAGGUGAGUCCAUGUUGGCUCUAGUUUGUCCUGGCUACACUUAAAGUGGAGGGAACACAUCUGGAGCCGAGCAGUGGGAUGGGUAACCCUGGGUUACAGCUGGGUGUUGUUGCCAGAGGCAACACUUGAAAGGAAAAGUCUGACAUGAUCCAGUUUUUGCUCUUAUCAACAUAUCCCAUGAAGAACUAUCGAACACCUCACCAUUAUGUAGGUUUUAUUUUGAAAGGGGUUCUGUAGUUUCCUACAGCAGCUGCAGGGUGCUCACUGCUGGGUUUAAUGGUUCCUGGACCCGGUGGAGCUCUGUGGAGCCGAGAGGUCGGACUGUAACCCUCACAGGGGUCUGUCAGUGGGAGACGUUCGUGGGGUGUGAUGACGGUAGAAAUGUAGAACAUCACCAGACUUUAGGCCCAAGUCCAGAGAAACAGACAGAGCCCUCACGUCUCCCAACGACAGCCCCGAACCUUCAUCGUCGACUUUAUCGUUGAUUGGUCUUUUUUUUAACAGUUCAGUCAAUAGAAGUCAAGGUGGCAUCUUCACACAUACUUUAUCAUCCACUGAACAUUUAGUUCAUGAAACACCAGAAGAAAGUGAAAUAUGUCAGUCACCAGCAGAACCCGAAGAUAUUCUCUUUGGCUUUAGUAAAACAGAAAAGCAGAAAUCCUCACCGACACGUCAUAGCUCCAGUGACUGUUUCUGCUUCAGAGCAAAGAAUCGAAGAUCACCACGUGGUGCCACUUUGAGCCAAGUUAAUAAAAGUACAUUCAAUGUUUAUACACAUGGUGCACAUGCAUUUGACAGGAACCUUCUCCAAGUGGAGUUUGUGUUGCACGCUUCAGUCCGUGCAGCCAGGCGCUGCCGAUGCAGGUCGUUGCCUUAAGUCAGUGUUCAGCCCGACAUCACGUCUCCUGCUCUGAGCUUCACCCUCUGCUCCCAAACAGCUGAAACAUUCCUUCUGUUACUGACGAAGGACUUGAACACACAACGAAGCACUAAAAUAAAGCUGGACUUUUAUUUUCUGACCUGUGUUCCCUGUUGAAGCUGAAUUCUAACUUUUAUAUCUGUAGUCGGAUGCAGCUCGUCACACUCCUGUCUGUUAGUUUGAUACACUCCUUCAGAAAAACUGACCUUCAUCUGGUGCUUUGACUCUGGCUCUCCCUGACUCUGACUCUGGGCUUCUUCUGUGAUGAAAUGGUCUGGUUUAAAGGGCCAUUUCACCCAUCAUCCACCUGAGGUCCCACCUGUUCAGCUGCAGUGUGUCAGGUUUGCUGAAAGCAGUUUGGUGUGUCUGUGUGUUUUGUUCCUUACGUGGCUCCUACAGAUACACUACCAGUGGCUCCUGUGCUUUUGUUUUGACCUUGACUUGCUCCUGUAUCGUUGCCGUUGUGUAGAUAUGUUUCUGUGACUGUGUCUGAAGCAGCUCUUGUCUAAUCUAAUACAAACAGUUUUAUAUCUGAAUCUAUAUUAUGAAACAUAUUUUUGAUGUUUUUAUUUCCCAGCAGAAUGUGCAGUGAGUCGGUGGCCUUAUCAGUGUGUUGUGUUGACAGAUGUGGAAAUAAAAGCUUCAGUCGAUUAGC
Messenger RNA from Monopterus albus (swamp eel), 3335 nucleotides. RefSeq names its product BTB/POZ domain-containing protein 3-like. Gene Ontology annotation, biological process: dendrite morphogenesis; neurogenesis; cerebral cortex development. The transcript has 6 exons. The record is from RefSeq and is a predicted model, not a curated record. Gene Ontology annotation, cellular component: cytosol. NCBI's taxonomy places the organism in Eukaryota, Metazoa, Chordata, Actinopteri, Synbranchiformes, Synbranchidae. The coding region runs from base 283 to 1692 and encodes 469 amino acids. Gene Ontology annotation, molecular function: protein binding.